Molecule: messenger RNA, 609 nt
Organism: Opisthorchis viverrini
Lineage: Eukaryota; Metazoa; Platyhelminthes; Trematoda; Opisthorchiida; Opisthorchiidae
Exons: 3
Coding region: 1-609 (202 amino acids)
Source: RefSeq, a predicted model, not a curated record
AUGCUUCGUUGUCAACUCAGACUGACUGUCCCUGAGUCGUCUCCAUCCUACACGAAGCUGGCCGAAGAGAGCUCUACGAGACCAACGGUCCUCUGGAUACGAAGUACUUGGCAUGACCGAUUGUUUCUUCAGAAUGUACAGUCUCUGGACACACCUCUUACAAUUCAAGGAAAACCACAGCAGGUAGUUGUAUUAGAUCCGACGGGAUUGUGUCUGAUUAGGUCACCACACGAACCUCAAAGACCCGGAUCAUAUCUGCUAAGUUGCAUGACCUGUGGCGCCAAAAAGCGUAUCAGUAACGAGGCGAGUAGAAAACGGGUAUUUGGUUGUGCUGCAGGCACCUCAAUCCGGGGAACAUCCAGCAUCAUCGACUACGAUGACUCGGUCAUGUGCUACGCAUGUCGAAACACCGUCUACCGAGACGAGUGGGAACGUUAUAGAUUUACCCCCAGAGCCUCUCGCACUGUGAUUCUUCGAAAUGCGGGCAUUUGCUGUUCUUCGUCGGGUUGCUCACAAUUGGCCUUCCUGGUGUGGUUGAAUCUCUUGGAAAUGGACUUCAGCUAUUAUAGCCAGCGGGGUCAUUACAGCACUGAAGCCCGACCACCAUGA